Chlamydomonas reinhardtii is the source of this 4961-nucleotide messenger RNA. RefSeq lists its product as uncharacterized. Gene Ontology annotation, biological process: chloroplast rRNA processing; mitochondrial RNA processing; regulation of mitochondrial mRNA stability. Bases 141 to 3683 code for a protein of 1180 amino acids. The record is from RefSeq and is a predicted model, not a curated record. Gene Ontology annotation, molecular function: RNA binding. NCBI's taxonomy places the organism in Eukaryota, Viridiplantae, Chlorophyta, Chlorophyceae, Chlamydomonadales, Chlamydomonadaceae. Gene Ontology annotation, cellular component: ribonucleoprotein granule; mitochondrial matrix. The transcript has 2 exons.
CACGCAAGCUUCGUUUGCCCGCGCACUGGACUGGCCCGUUGUUCCUUUAGUCCGAUCGUCGUGUCUAUGUUUCCAUGUACAAUAUCUGCUAGCACUUACGUACUACGAGGCACUGUGGGCCUCAGCCUGCUGAGCCUAAAAUGUUACAGUCCGGACGCGGCACCGCAGCGAGUAGACAUGGCUUAGGCAGUAGCUAUAAUGCUUCAGCAUCAGUACGCACAUGGCACAGAGUGGGCCCAUGCGGCAUACCGCUGACCCAGCCUCGCGCCGCUCGGACCGCCGGGCGCCUCGGCCCCUCGGCGACCGCCGGCGGUGUGGCCCGCGGCCUGGCGUGCAGCUCCGCAACCAGCGGCCCGGCAGCGGCAGUGCUCAGCGGCGGCGGCCCCCGCCUUGCCGCCGCCGCACCUGCUGCCACAGGGGCUGGCGGCGGUCUGCGGCAGCUACUGCCGCUAGCCGCCUGGGCCCGUCAAGCCGCACCAGCGCCCGCCACUGCCGCACUUGCAGCAGCCGGGGCGCGCAGCUGUCUCCUGCAGCCGGGGCGGCGCGCGCAGCAGCAGGUGCUGGCGGCUGCGGGGAGGUACGGCAGUGGCAGCAGCAGUGGCAGGGGCAGUGACAACAGCAGCAGCGGACAUGGCGGCAUCAGCGGCAGCCGCAGUAGCAGUGACGGUGGCGGAAGGGCGGGCAGGGGCAGGGCAGACGGAGGCCGUUGGGCCGGCGGCAGCGGGCGUGGCAGUGGAAGGACGGGCGGUGGUGGUGGCAGGAGUGGUGGUGGCGGUAGGCCGCGUGACCCCGAAGACGUGAUGAUCGGGUAUGCGACUCUGGAGGAGCUGCAAGGAGUCAUUGAUCAGCGGCUGGCGGUGUGGUGCGAGCGGCAAGACGUAAGCGCCAUGUCAGCUGCCUUCGGCCGUUGUGGCAAGCUAGAGUCAGCACGCGCCGGCGGGCCCACCGCCACAGCCGCGGCCCGUGCUGGCAUCAUUGCGGCCCUCGCGCCUGCUCUCCUUCCGCUCGUCCCGCGCAUCCGCCAGCCAGCCAGCUGCAGCAUUCCACUGUUGGCGCUGUCGAAGGCUGGGGCUGCCAGCGACGGGCGUGUGGAGUCAGAGCUGGCGCCGGCGCUGCUGCAGCGGCUGGUGGAUCCAGUGUUGCUGGAAAGUGCCACUCCCCAGGCCCUGGCGAACUCACUGUAUGCCCUGGGCAAGCUGCGAGAGGAUCAGCAGCGGCGGGGCUCGGGCUGGGAUCCCACCUCAUCGCCGCAUCUGAAAGCGCUGGCGAGCGCUGUGGCCUCGCGGCUGCGUGCGGCGAGGGGGCACGGCUUCGAGCCGCAGCAUGUUUCAAACAGCUUUUGGGCGUGCGCCAAGCUGGGGUACCGCGACUCAGACCUUCUGCGUCCGUUGGCGGAGGCGGCCGCAGCCCUUGCCCCGGACAUGAAUGCGCAAGGCCUGGCCAACAGCCUGUGGGCGCUAGAGGUCCUUGGCUGCACCGGAUCGGCAUUUCGGGCAGGGCUGGAGGCGCUGUACGGUGCGGCGCUGCGGCGGCUCCGGGCACCGAAGGACGCUGCAGCGUUCAUUCCGCAGCACCUGUCCAACAUCCUGCUGGCGCUGGAGGGGCUGCAGCUGGGAGGCAAGCAGUCCGAGCUGCUUGCGGCUGCUGUGGCUGCAGAGUGUGUGCGCCGGCUCCGGGCACCGAAGGAAGCUGAGGCGUUCAUUCCGCAGCACCUGUCCAACAUCCUGCUGGCGCUGCAGGGCCUGCAGCUGCGAGGCAAGCCGUCUGAGCUGCUGGCGGAUGCAGUAGCAGCAGAGGGUGUGCAGCGGGGCUUUGCCGGCUUUAAACCACAGGAGCUCAGCAACUCGGCGUGGGCCCUGGCCAAGAUGGGGUAUGGGGCUGGUGCAACGCCGCAAGCCAUAGAACAGAGCCAUUGGUAUGCGGCCGCGGUGGCAGCAGCUCAGUUGCCCGGGGUCAUGGCCGGCGCCAAGCCGCAGGCCUGGGCCAACCUGCUGUACGCGCUUGCGUUGGUGCGCCACCAGCCACCGCCCACGCUGCUUGACGCAGGCGCCGCGGCGGCGAUGCAGGGAGGCAAUGCACAGGCAUGUGCAAACACGCUGUGGGCGCUGGCGGUGCUGCAGCUGUGUCACGCUGGCUUGGAGGCGGCGGUGUGCGGCCGGCUGGGCGAGCUGCUGCGGCUAGGCCCGGAGUCGCUUGUUGCACAGGCCCUUUGCAACAGCCUGUGGGCGCUGGCGGCGCUGGCAGGCGGCGGUGUCCCUGCUAGCCCGGCUGCAGCUGCGCUGGCCCCAGCGCUUGCCCGUGAAGCCGUGCGGCGCCGUGAGGAGCUUCAGACCGAGGCGCUAAGUCAGCUCUGGCAGGCGCAACAUGAGCUGGGCGGCGAGGUGGCGGAGGCUCUUGCCCGCAGCCCCGACCUGCUAGCCGCGAUGGAGGCGGCGGUAGCUGACGAACGGGCGACUGAGUCGAACACCAGCAGACUGCAGGAGCAGGUGGCGGAGACACUUCAGCGACUGCUGCAGAAGGGUCGCCUGCCCAUCGUUUCGGUGCGGACGGAGGUGGUGGUGGAGGGCGUGCUGGGGCGUGUGGAUGUUGUGGCGGACUGGAGCGACGGGCGCAGAGUGGCCAUUGAGGUGGACGGUCCAGACCACUUCCUCACCAACCGCAAGGACGACCCUUCCGCGGUAGACGGUUCCACGGCGCUGCGCAACCGGCAGCUACGGCGGGCACUAGGAGAGGGUGGCCUGCUGUGUGUGCCGUACUGGGAGUGGUACGAGCGGCAGGCUCCUUCCGCUCAGAAGGCCUACCUGCUGCAGCAGCUGCAGGAUCUCCUAUCGGGCGCUUCGUCAGGAGCAUCAGCAGGGGAAGGCAGCGCCGCCGCCCGUCGCCGCAAGGAGCAGCGCACGACUCAGCCGCAGCCGUACACUGCCGGCAGCAACACCAGCGCCAGCACUACCGCCAGCAUCACCACCACCGCUAGCAGCAGCCAGAAACGACGCAUCCUCGUUGUCCGCAGAAAGGCUCCAAAGCAGGAGGCGGUCGGCGGCGGCGGGGCGGGAGGGGCCUCGAGUGCAACAGCAGCUGCAGCGACGAUACCGGCGGAGGCUAAGGUGGUGGCCCCUGCCUUGCAGCAACAAGCAGAGGAGUCGCAUCAGCUUCCCAGCAGUGGCGCUGCUGGCGGUGCUGGCGAGGGCGGAGGAGACGGAACUCCUCUGGCGCUGCAGCCUCCACCACCGCAGCAGCAGCACGUGUCAGCGCCCCGGGCGCGCCGCAGCAGCAGCCAAAGCCGCAGCCGCAGCAGCCAGGCGGGCUCGCCUUCUGCUCCUCCUCCUCCGCCGUUUGAGGCCCCGCCGCCGGAGCAGGUGCAGGCGGCAGCGCCACCCAGGCGGGCCGCGGGUGGGAAGCGGACUGAGCGGAAAGCGGCGGCGGCUCCGGCAGCAGGCGGCGGUGGUGGCGGCGGCGGCGGCGGCGGCAGUGACUCUGGGGCGGUGGUGGUGCCAGCCGCGGUCUCUGAGAAGCGAUUGUCGGUGGUGGCCGGGGAGGCGGACUCGUCGGCAGCAGCUGUAGAAUGUGGUGGUGGUGGUGGUGAUGGUAGUGGCAGCGGCGGGGGCCUGCCCGCGGGCAGCAGGCGGGGGCAGGCGGUGGGGACCGGCAGGCGCGCGGCACAGAAGCCUUGCAGCAUCGAGUGACCGAAAGGGGGCGGAGCAGUCAAUGGGGUAAAUGAAUUCGGCACAAACAUGCACACGUCUUGUGAUUUGCGUUCUGUUACUCCUUGUGUACUGGCCAAGCAUAUGCGUGUGUAUAUGGAGCACUGAGUGCAACAUGCUAGGUCGCGACGUAACGGCGAUCUUUGGCUUUGUGUGGUGCGUAUUUGGUGCGGUGCCCAGUACGGUAGGUAUCUGUGGUGACCGGCAGGCAGGUGAGCGGCCGUGGGGCCCAGGGGUGGCCGUACAUGGGGUGUAGUGAGGGGCGUGGCAUGAGAGGAGUCAGCGCUCACAUACCAGCUAGGUAUUGACACGUGCACACACGGCGCGUCAAAGGCACCAGGUUUGCGGCAUGCUGUAUGUGUUGUUUGUUGUGUAGGUGCGCAGGGCCACGGGUCAGCGGUGGCAGUGGCCGUGGCCCGGGGCGUGUGUGUGUGAUGGGACAGGGCAGUGGCCGUGGCCCGGGGCGUGUGUGUGUCACUCACUGUGUUGGUGGCGGCUGACGUGGCUGGCUACACGGGACGCCGCCGUGUGGCCCAGUAGGGCGGGGUGGCGUGGUCCUCCUUGUGUCCUUUGCCCAAGUCGUCCUUGCCUAGCACACGUGUGUGCAUGACCCAUAUGCAGCCAUUGGUGCGGACAUACCGUUGCACACGCCUCCACCUCCACCACCACCACCGUCCAUACCGUUGCAUACAUACAGACAUCCAGAUACGCUGCGACGUCAGUACUGUAGGCGUUAGUUGACGCUCAGCAGUGUUGCGGUAGUCAACAAUACGGUUAUACGGCAACGCGACGCGGGCGUGAACAUUCCCACUUCAUUGAAAUGCUCAAAGGCGUAUGCGAAAGCAAAUGCGAGUGCCGUAGCCUUGUACUGCGAGGCUUGUAGGCAAGGCCGGCAUGCAAAUGGAGUGCAGGUCGUCAUUACAAUACGGGCCUAGUUUGUCGGUAUCAGUUGGAACGCAGCUCGCAAACUGGCGAGCAUCCAGCUUUGCGGUCGCCCUCUCCUGAAGCUCCACGGGCACAGGCAAAGGGAAGAGAAGACGGAAGGGGCGCACGCGUGCCCUCAACAAAGGGUGUCUAGGGUGUCAGGGUGACAGGGGUGUUCCUUCCCCCCUGAACUGCUGCGCUCGGGGGCCUCAGCCUCAAACUCGUAUGUAGCUGCAAGCGGCGGUCCACGAUAGUGAGCUGUGCGGCAGAUGCAGGCCUUGAUGCAGGCCUUGAUGAUCUGUAACAAUCCUGUGUGAUCUGUAACAAUCCUAUCUG